This is a messenger RNA of Macadamia integrifolia, 604 nucleotides long. RefSeq lists its product as uncharacterized. The record is from RefSeq and is a predicted model, not a curated record. NCBI's taxonomy places the organism in Eukaryota, Viridiplantae, Streptophyta, Magnoliopsida, Proteales, Proteaceae. The transcript is spliced from 2 exons. Bases 212 to 463 code for a protein of 83 amino acids.
GGUCUAAUCCAGGAUAUUCCCGGUCUCAACCUUCAUCUCUAGAAAGCCACACGAUAGAGAAGGGAGAGCUUAGUGAGACAGUCGAAGAGCGGAGCUGCGGAGGAACGUUCAUCGUCACUCAUGUUUCAUGCGACUGUCAGGUCUACUCGUCUAGGUGCUUCCAUUUUGCUGCUGCAAUCUUCAAGGUAGCCUCAUACACUUGAGUCUUGACAUGGGAAACAAACCACCGGAGAAACCUGUGAAGCAACAGGAAGAAAAGGAAGAGAUUGUAGUGAAAGUUGUGCCUCCCCUAGACCGAGCUUAUGUCAGGUGGCUUACUCGAGAUCUCGAGAGGAUUCAUGGCUUUACGCCGAGGAAUCCACGUGCUUUAAAGCCACCAGAUCAUUACAUCGAGUACAUGCGCAUGAAUGGGUGGUUAGAUUUGGACUUAGAUGAUCCUGAUUUGGCACACUUGUUUAAAUAGUAAGUCUACAUUGCAUAUUUUUGUACAAAAAAGAAGCUGAGUGAAUGUUUAGCUGUACUUUAAUCUCCAGCGAGAGCAACUUCAGCCCAUUUCAAUUCAGGACCUGUUAAUUCGAAUGUAGUAAAAAAUGUUUUCUGGAUA